Messenger RNA from Arabidopsis arenosa, 1583 nucleotides. Lineage: Eukaryota; Viridiplantae; Streptophyta; Magnoliopsida; Brassicales; Brassicaceae. The record is from the annotation of a GenBank genome assembly.
GUUCGCAUAAAAACCCUAGCUUUAUAUCAACUCCAUCAGCAAGAAACAAUGCAAAGUCUUAGUCAAAUUGGACCUUCAGAGAUUUUCCUUGUCGCCAGAAGAGAAAAACCCAGUACUAGCUUAGUUAUUAGCAGGGCACAGCUUUGGUUCACGGGAAGAUUGUCUUUUCGACAAGAAACAAAUGGGUUUCGUUUAAAGAAUAGAGUAGAGUUUAGUCCAAGACCUGUACCUCCAAAUCUGAUUGCAGCAGAGAAAGAAGAAGCUAAAGCUGUUUUAACUCUAUUCUUCAAGAAGCAAGGUCUUAGCAACAGUCUCUCUUCUCGGUUAAUCAACAAAUCUGAUCAAUUCAUUGAUCAUUUAGUCUCUAGACUCCAUUCUGUUCAUAAAGCCCGAUACCUCGUAGGAAGAGAGCUUACUACACUUGAGAUUCGAGAUUCUCUCAUUCCUUAUCUCGAAGAACUUCAUGAAGAACACGGUGAUCUUCUCGCGGAGCUUGUUGUUAGCUACCCUGAUCCACCAGCUGAGACUAGACUUGUUUCUUCAUCUUUAGUUCCUGUCCCAGCGCCUCGUGGUGACACAGAUUCUGCUGCAGAAACUCGGAAACUCAGAGCUGUGUCUCGGGUUAGUGAACUUGAUCCAGAAGGUGCAUUACGUCCUCAGACUCUUUACCUUCUUGACCUUGGUUUAAACUUAGAGCAGAUCAAAACGAUUACUCGCAAGUUCGCUGCUUUUCCUUAUUACAGCCUCGAUGGUAAAAUCAAACCUGUUGUUGAAUUCCUUCUAGACCUUGGAAUUCCUAAAUCAGAUAUCCCUACAAUCCUCUGCAAACGCCCACAGAUCUGCGGAAUCAGCCUAACCGACAACCUGAAACCGACAAUGGCCUUUCUUGAAACACUUGGCAUUGAUAAGAAUCAGUGGGCAAAGAUCAUUUACCGUUUCCCAGCAAUCCUCACUUACAGCCGCCAGAAACUUACUUCAACUGUCGAGUUCUUAUCCCAAACCGGUCUCACAGAAGAACAGAUUGGGAGAAUCCUAACCCGCUGUCCUAACAUCAUGAGUUACAGUGUCGAAGACAAGCUCCGUCCAACUAUGGAGUACUUUAGAUCGCUAAAUGUUGAUGUUGCGGUUCUCCUACAUCGAUGUCCCCAAACGUUUGGAUUAAGCAUAGAGUCGAAUUUGAAGCCUGUAACAGAGUUCUUCUUGGAAAAAGGUUUUGGUUUAGAUGAAAUUGGGAUCAUGAUAUCUAGAUAUGGAGCUUUGUACACUUUCAGCUUGAAAGAGAAUCUCAUGCCGAAAUGGGAUUACUUUCAGACAAUGGAUUAUCCGAAAUCCGAGCUCGUGAAGUUUCCGCAGUUUUUUGGGUACAGUUUACAAGAGAGGAUCAAGCCGAGAUACGAGCUGGUGAAGAGAAGUGGAGUGAGACUGCUGUUGAACCAGGUUUUGUCGCUAUCAGGAAUUGAGUUCGAGAAAGUUGUUAAGAAGAAGAUGAUGAAGCUUUUGUCUAAUAACGUAAUUGCUGAACAAAGUAAUGGUGGUUUGUUGUGAAUGUUUUAGUUUUAGAGUAAUUAAUUUGCCGAGAACAU